Messenger RNA from Alosa sapidissima (American shad), 5573 nucleotides. It is a transcript of the gene nfe2l1b, whose product is annotated as nuclear factor, erythroid 2-like 1b. The record is from RefSeq and is a predicted model, not a curated record. Gene Ontology annotation, biological process: regulation of transcription by RNA polymerase II. Lineage: Eukaryota; Metazoa; Chordata; Actinopteri; Clupeiformes; Clupeidae. The transcript is spliced from 5 exons. The coding region runs from base 1 to 2493 and encodes 830 amino acids. Gene Ontology annotation, molecular function: DNA-binding transcription factor activity, RNA polymerase II-specific; RNA polymerase II cis-regulatory region sequence-specific DNA binding. Gene Ontology annotation, cellular component: nucleus.
AUGCUUUACCUGAAAAAGUACUUCACAGAGGGCCUGAUUCAGUUCACCAUCCUACUGAGUCUCAUUGGGGUGCGGGUGGACGUGGACACCUACCUGAACAAUCAGCUGCCCCCACUGCGCGAGAUCAUCCUGGGCCCCAGCUCGGCCUACACCCAGACGCAGUUCCACAACCUCCGCAACACACUGGACGGCUAUGGCAUCCAUCCCAAGAGUGUGGACCUGGAUCACUUCUUCGCCACGCGCCGGUUGCUGAACCAGGUGCGCUCUCUGGAUCACCUGCGUGUGCCCAGCACCGAGGUCAGCGCCUGGCUGGUGCACCGCGACCCGGAAACGGUGGUGUCCGCUGCCGGCCAGUCAAGCCCCAGCAUUACCCUGGACAAUGGCGGUGGUCUGGAGGAUGUGAACAACUCCGAAGCCUCCACCAUGAGGGGGGGCAGCGGAGCGUCUGAGUCCACCUACAGCCACGGCGGAGAGGACAGCCUGGGAGCGGUGGCCCCGGAGGACAGCCAGGAGCAGCCGAGCGAGCGGGACAACAACGAUGACCUCACCAAGGAGGACAUUGACCUGAUCGACAUCCUGUGGAGGCAGGACAUUGACCUUGGCGCAGGGCGGGAGGUGUUCAACUACAGCAGCCGGCUGAAGGAGAGCGAGGCGGAGAAGCGCAACGAGGACGAGAAGGACGACGACGGCGGAAGCAGCGAGGAGCACCCCGAGACCUGGAGGAACGGCCUCAACCUGGGCGAGGACCAGCCGCUGACUCCAGUGGAUGGGGAGACCGGCGAGAGCAUACCUGACCAGCUCCCCAGCCUGGGCACUCAGACCUCUCUGUCCCUCCAGGAGUGCCUCAGACUUCUGGAGGCCACCUUCCCGUUCGGAGAAGAGUCGGAGUUCCAAAGCCCAGCUGGUACCUCCGAGCUGAGUGACACGAGUGAGGAGGCCCCCUCCACCUCUCAGGGCCUGGCCUUGAUGCCCGUCCUGCCUCAGGCUGAGCCGCAACUGGACUUGGAGCAGCAGUGGCAGGACAUCAUGGCCAUCAUGGAACUGCAGGUCAGUCCAUAUCAGGACAUGGAAGUAAACAGCACGGCGGAGGGCUCCUACAGUAGUAGCCAGGCUUCAGCUAGCAGCAGUGGCAGCACUGGAGGCAGAUCGGGCCCCAUGGUUGGUUUGGACCCCUCGCGCUCCAACCUCAUCAACCAGGACGUCAGCCUCCACCAGGCGUCCCUCCCCAGCUGCAGCCAGGACUUCCCUGCGCUCUUCAGCCCGGAGCUGGACCCUGCCGGGGCCCUGCGUCCGUCUGCGCUGCUCCGCUUGUCCUCCAGCAACUCCUCCAACGUCAACUCCAGCUUCGGAGCCACCAACCUGACGGGCCUCUUCGCGCCGCCGCCGCUUAACAGCACCACCAACCUCACGUCCGCCCACGCGCUGGCCGACCCCUUCAGCAGCCUCCUGGAGGAGUCCAUGCUGGACGAGAUCAGCCUGCUGGACCUGGCCAUGGAGGAGGGCUUCAGCCAGGCGCAGGCGUCCCAGCUGGAGGACGAGCUGGACUCCGAUUCGGGCCUCUCGCUGGACUCCAGCCACAGCCCGGCGUCGCCCAGCAACUCCGAGACCUCGUGCUCGUCGGCCGCCUCUUCCUCGUCCACGUCGGCUACUUUCUCGGAGGAGGGCGCGGUGGGCUACAGCACCGACUCGGAGGCAGCCGGCGCCGAGAUGGAGGAGGGCGCCGUGGGAGGCUACCAGCCCGAGUACAGCAAGCUGUGCCGCAUGAGCUACCAGGACCCGUCGCAGUUCGGCAGCCUGCCCCAGCUGGACAACGUCAACCACAACCACACGUACAACCUGCCGCUGGGCUCCUCCUCCUCGUCCUACCCCGACCACCACUCGCCGCUGCCCGGCUCGUGCGGCAAGAAGGCGGGCCGCGACAAGCCGCUCGCCAACAACAACAACCACCACCACCACCACCACUCCAAGCUCCAGCCGCCGCGCGAAUUCCUCGACAAGCACGCGAGCCGCGACGAGCGGCGCGCCCGCUCCAUGAAGAUCCCCUUCUCCAACGAGAAGAUCAUCAACCUCCCCGUGGAGGAGUUCAACGAGCUGCUGGCCAAGCACCACCUGAGCGAGGCGCAGCUGGCGCUUAUCCGCGACAUCCGCCGGCGCGGCAAGAACAAGAUGGCGGCGCAGAACUGCCGCAAGCGCAAGCUGGACACCAUCCUCAACCUGGAGCAGGGCGUGCAGGACCUGCGGCGCGACAAGGGCCGCCUGCUGAAGGAGAAGAUGGAGUUCCUGCGCUCCAUCCGUCAGAUGAAGCAGAAGGUGCAGAGCCUCUACCAGGAGGUGUUCUCCCAGCUGCGGGACGAGCACGGACGGCCGUACCCGGCCAGCGAGUACGCGCUGCAGUACGGCCCCGACGGGAGCGUGUUGAUCGUGCCGCGCAGCCUGGCCGCUGCCGAGCAAAGCCGCAAGCCGGACAAGAAGCAGAAGGAUAAGAAGAAGUGAAGACGCGAGAGAGACGGGAAGUCGCUGCCUUUUUUUCCUUUUUUUUGCGAAAAACGUAAAAGAAACAAAAAAAAAAAACACAUGAAAAUUACUCCAAAAAAAAAAAUCAAGGUUUUUUUUAACAAGGCAAAAGAAAAGUGUCUUCUUUUUUUUUUGUUGUUCUUUGAGAGGAUUCUGGAGGAGAGAGAAAAAAGUGAUUGAUGUUCAUGACUACCUGCAUUAGUUUUUUCCUUUCCUUUUUUUUCUGAAACACGAUGUUGAGGAAGAAGUGCUUUGAGUACUCGUUCUCAUGUUAUUUUUUUUAUCCUUUUUUGCGUUUUGAUGGGGAAAAAAAGAGAUUGCAAAGAACAACAUGGUGAAUGAGUACUUCUUGGUAAACAAACCUGUGUAGGCCAAGUCCUUUGGCUUAUCAGGACACAUGGAUGGUCAUUUUUAUCAUACGGAGAAAGGAAGAGAUUGAUGUCUAUUCCAGAAGAACUUUUAGCCAACAACAACAAAAAAAGCUCUCUGCUGUGUGCAGAGAUGUUGUUCGACAGUAUAGAUGCAUCGUUAGAAUCUUUUGCCAAGGUAUGGAGAUGGAUUCAGCCCUGUUGCUGAAUGAUUGGAGUUGAGGUGAUUUUUUUUUGAGGAGGAUGGACCCUCAUAGAGGGUCAUUUUGAUGGUUGAAAGAUCUUGGAUGUUGCGAUUGAGGUAGGGAUGUGAGGGUGGGGUGGGGCGACCAAGCCGAAAUGGGGACACUCGUAUAAUACCUGCCUUGCCAGUUGUAACCAAAGGUUGUACUGCCCGUGGGGUACCUCCUCUGUCUCAAAGGCCCCACUUGCUGGACACUCAAUGCACCUCCACCUCCAGGUGAGCGUGCACUUCAACCUGACAGUUUUUUUUUUUUUUUCUUCUCGCCACUGGACAGUAUCUCGACAGGGUGUCGUGUGUGUGUGUGUAUGUGUGUGUUGACCCCUCCCUUGUAGAGACUCAGCAACAUUUAACCAGGAACCCCAUGACGGCAAGGGCGAGGAUGGGAAAAGGACGGUUUGUUCAGAUCAGGGCCUUACAGUGUGCCCAGUAUUUUCAUUUUGAAGGUCGAUGUCAAUGACUGACUGAUACAAAAAAAAAAAUGGAUUAAUCAGCUUGUGUACUCUGCACCUCAGCGCUGCGAAAGCCAACUUUAUAUCGCUCGUUGGCACCAAGAUGUCUAUCUUCCUGGAGAGCCUUCUGCUGCCAGCCAAGGGCACAUUCCCCCCCCCCCCGGCAGGCUUCCACGGUCACAUUGCAUUCGCUCAUGGACCUUGCCUGAAUCGAGUGGGUCGGGCAGGCUUAGCUUAGCGUUCAAUUUGCAUUCCCACAAAGGAAACCGCUCUGGCUGAGGCGCAUCUCAUAACAUCUCUCCCUCACACAUGACCGCUGAGGGUGGCUGUUCUUGCAGAAGGUCACCAAUGUGAUAAGGAGUCCUUCAGUGCCACACUCUCACACACACACAUAUACACGUAUUCAGACAGACUCUAGCCCUCUCCCUGCUUGGAAUGGUCCCCAAGGACUCACUAUACAGGCUUAGCAUCUGGCUGAUUUGGAAUCCGCUGUGUCUUCAACAGUAAUGUUUUUCUUUUCAGCUCUCCUCAACAGUGUAGAGGGCUGCGCACUCAAUUGUCACUGUGCCCAAAGGCAGCAUGGACACAUGCGUAAACAUACAUACAUACAUACAUACAUACAUACAUACAUACAUACAUACAUGCAGACAUACAUAAAAACACAUAUACAUACACACUGGACAAUUUUAGCUGUCUUUGGAACAGUUGCAUCUAGUUGGGGAAGCUCAAGUUAUUAUACGGUUUGAAGCACUUAGGAUGGACUUGAACAGUGAAAGUGCGACUCUUUCUUCAUUCGAAUACACGUAGCUCUCUCGACAGAUUUUAGUUUACAUGCAGUCAUCAUUUUUUUUUUUCAGAACACAGCUCUGUGUCGCUUGAUGCUUUUCUGUUUCAACCGGUAUUGAGUGAAACAAACUCUUGUGUCUCCUAUUGUCUUUAUUUUUACAAGCACACUUGCAUUUAGGGAGCGCUCGUAUCUCUCACCAAAACACUACAAUCUUUGUUUCCUGUGCUUGUGGGGGGGGGGUCAAAUACGCCAGCUUGACGAAGGUUCGCAUGUACCCCUAACCGUUCGGGUGAUGCUUGUUACUGCAGCAAAUUUGAUUUCUCCUGAAGGCUGGUAGAGUUUGUUUUCUUCCAUAAUCCACGCUCUAGAUGGAGUUCUGAGGAACUAAGAUGUAUUAAAUAGCACUGAUAUGAAUGUCUAAUCUGCUAUAACUGUUGGUUCUCACUUUUACCUUAUUAGUCUCUGUAGCCCUUGCACUCUCACUAUCCACAACAGAGCCAUGCAGCAUACCUUAAUGUGUGUCUGAUGCCAUUUACAAAUAAAUAUGCAAGAUUAAUAUUAGCAACAUUCUUUUUUUUUUUUUAAAUCUCAAAAAGAUUAUUGACUCAAAAUAGUUGUAUAGAUAAAUUGGAGCUGUCAAGGAAUGGAGGGUAGGGGAGGGGGUGGGUUGAGGGAAGUGAAAUUUUUCGGAUGUUUAGAAGUGGGUUUGAUGUGAAGCAUUGUUUUGGAAAAAGAGAACAGGUGAACAAAAUUAGGUGACACUUGUACUUGCAUAGCUACAUACUCCAAAGCCCUGUGUUUUUUGUUUUUUUUUGUUUGUUUUUUUAAUGUUGGUGCGCUCUGAGAACUUCUGUUUGUCAUGUAAUGUAAAUAUUUUUAUGUUGUCCCUACAUGUUUGCCGUGUGAGAGCUCGUCUUUGAACCUGUGUUUGUGUGUGUGUCUGCGUGCGCGCGUGUGUGUGUGUGUGUGUGUGUGUGUGUGUGUGUGUGUGUGUGUGUGUGUGUGUGUGUGUGUAUGCGUGUGAGUGUGUGUGCGCUCUUGUAUGCGUAACGUGUAUCACAAAGCCCUCUUACCUUUGCUUUGGAUUUAGUUGUACAGUUUACUUUUAUUUGGUUUUCUUUUGACGAAUUUGCUGGCAAUCUGGGAUUGUUCUUUUAUUGAUUAAUAAAAUGUUUUUAUUUUCAACCAUGAAUUAAAUGGUUUGCUCUUAA